AUGGAUGCCCCUACGCUCCGUGGCGUCCUCCCCCUCGAGGUCAUGGACAUCGUCCUCAAGCACCUCGACGUCAACACCGACCGCGCCGCCUUCCUUUCUCUCCUCCGCGUGUCAUCGGUUUACUGGCACAUGGCCGCUCGAGUGCUGUAUCGCAACGUUGAUAUCAGUGGCAGGAAGAUGCGUAAACUCCUCCGUAACAAGACAGGUCACCUCACCGACCGACAGAGGACCGCAUUGUCCUUCAUCAAGCGCCUCGACCUGAUGAAUCUUGAACCCGGCAACCUCGAGUCCAUGAAUAAGUUUGGAAUUCCGAACGUCCCACUCUUCCCGAACGUUUACAAGGUUCACAUUUACUUUACCAAACCCGCCCCUGAUUACCGAGAGCCGUGGCCUCGCCCGGCCGAUGACCUUCUUAUCUUCUCAUCGCCUGACAUGUGUAGCUGGGACGGUGGCCAACGUCUCCCAUCCUUGCACAUCCGUACCCGCACUAUCGGCACCCUUUCGGUCCACGCUGUGGACGUACCAGGAAUCUUCGCUACUCCCUUCCACGUGCAGUUCCGGCGCAAACCGGGCUUUGCGACGCUGUAUAUAAAGGAAGUUGAUUCACUCACCCUCUGUUCCCAGACCACCGUGUAUCUGGGACAGGGACGGGACAAGAGUUUGAAUUCCCAGGCGCGGGUUUGGGUCGGCAAGUAUAACUCGCUGUUCGAUGAAUACGAGCCGCCCCGGUGGCCCAUCUCAACGGGCCCAUGGGAGUCGACUGCGGAUGUCGACUGCCGCAUCGACAGCAACGACUACCAGCUCCCGCCGUGUCCGGUGUGCGGCGGAAAGGGCGACCUUGGAGCCCGUAACUUCGGCUGCGUGUUUACCGUCGCCUGGUAA
Messenger RNA from Vanrija pseudolonga, 882 nucleotides. RefSeq lists its product as uncharacterized. The transcript has a single exon. The record is from RefSeq and is a predicted model, not a curated record. The coding region runs from base 1 to 882 and encodes 293 amino acids. Lineage: Eukaryota; Fungi; Basidiomycota; Tremellomycetes; Trichosporonales; Trichosporonaceae.